AUGACUUCCAAACGAAGCUCGCGCGCGUACGUCGACGAGGCGCAGUAUCAAGCCGACGGCUACCCAAAGGCCGCCGUGACGUCGUGCUACGGCUCGCGACGCGACUCUCGCGGAUCCAUCAAGGACGACCUCGUCCAGCUCGUCCAGGAGAUGGACGACGGCCAGCGCAACGGCGUGCCCCCGAGGGACGCCUCGUCGGUCGCCCGCUCCGUCGCGAGGGCCGUCGCCGCGAGGGACGCCAUGGCGGCGACGACGAGAAUGGUCGAAAAGACAGCGGUCGCCCCGCCGGCGACCAUGUCCGACGAGUACCCCGCGGCGCCCGUCGUCGGACGGCCCGUCAACUUUGGCGUCGUCGUGCCGGGCGUCUACCGGAGCAGCUAUCCCAAGCCCGACGACUACGACUUCCUGCGCAGCUUGCGGCUCAAGACGGUCGUCACGCUCGUCAAAAAGGACGAGCUCGAUCACGCCUUGGCCCUGUUCACGUCGGACAACGGCAUCCGCCAGGUCGUCUUCAACAUGAAGGGCACCAAGAAGGAGGCCAUCCCCGCCACCCUCAUGGCCGCCAUCCUCCAGCUCGUCAUGGACAAGGGCAACUACCCGCUCCUCGUGCACUGCAAUCACGGCAAGCAUCGCACCGGCUGCGUCGUGGCCGUCGUGAGGAAGUUUUCCGGCUGGGACCUCGAUCACGUCCUCGACGAGUACCGGACCUUUGCCUCGCCCAAGGUCCGCGAGUGCGACCUCGACUACAUCAACACCUUUGAGUCGUCGGCCCUCGCCCUCGCCCGCAAGCCGGCACGCUUCACGCCGCAGCAGACGCGCACUUUUUUUCGCGCCCUGCUCUUCUCGACCUUGAUCAUGGUCCUGUGGCUCGUUUCCGGCACGCACAUGACGUACGUCGCCGCCCACUGA
Molecule: messenger RNA, 909 nt
Organism: Drechmeria coniospora
Lineage: Eukaryota; Fungi; Ascomycota; Sordariomycetes; Hypocreales; Ophiocordycipitaceae
Product: tyrosine phosphatase
Exons: 3
Coding region: 1-909 (302 amino acids)
Biological process (GO): dephosphorylation
Cellular component (GO): cytoplasm
Molecular function (GO): phosphatase activity; inositol diphosphate tetrakisphosphate diphosphatase activity
Source: RefSeq, a predicted model, not a curated record